Messenger RNA from Spodoptera exigua (beet armyworm), 1455 nucleotides. Lineage: Eukaryota; Metazoa; Arthropoda; Insecta; Lepidoptera; Noctuidae. The record is from the annotation of a GenBank genome assembly.
CAUAAUGAGAAUACUUGUGUCAAUAUUUACAACAGUUACAUUAAUAGUAUUAAUUAGUGAUGUAGAGUCAUACAAUCACGGCCAACGUGUGGCCCAACUGAUGCUCGAAAACAACAUACCGGUGCCAAAAACUCACAAAAUUUUCGAUUAUGGAAAUAUUACCAGAAAUUGUAUAAAUACUACUAAAGUGUGUGUGUGGAAAUGUGGUCCGUUCGGAAAACAAUUAAGACUAAUGAUACAUGUUAAAAAAAAUAUAUAUCGUAACAAAAAAAUAGACGAUCAGCUAAAUAAAGUGUUAAUAUAUGAUAAGAGCCUACAACGAACUGAUAAAACUCUCCAAGAUACACUUCAUUUAGUUCCGAAUCAUUUUUCAAAUCUAGACUUCAGAAUGAAUUCAUUCAAUUUAAAUAUAUUAUUUAAAACAUAUUUAUUAGAGGAUGGGAACCUAAUCACUGAAAUACCAAAUGACUUCAAUAGAUUCUAUAGAAUUGACGUGAAUCACUUUUGUGUAGACAUUAAUAUACGUAGACAAAUCGUUUUCUAUGGAGUUGUUAAUGAUGAAGAAAUACCGGAGAAAUCUAUAACUUCAAAUAUUUACCGAGUCUUUGCGCUGCCACUGGGCAUGGUACUGCUGGCAUAUGUCUUGGUGAUUUAUUGUAUCCGCUCACAUUUUCGGGACCUCAACGGAAUGUUAGUGAUGACUUUAAUCUGCUGCUUCAUUGGAAAAAAUGUUAUAGAAUUCAUACAUCACUUUGUUCCUAUGCAUCUCGGGUUUAAUAGGUUAAUUUUAGAACCGUUGCAUAUUUUUUGUAAUUUAACCUGCUUUUCAUUGACCAAUGUGAUGUUCUAUAAUGUAUGGAAGUCGGUAAGAUCAGGAGGAAAUUCUGUUAAUACACAUCAAAAUAAAUUCAAACAAUACAUCAAGUACACUGCGUAUGGUUUUGGACUUCCUCUGAUUCUAACUAUAAGCAUAUUAAUUAUAGAUUUUAGAGACAUGACACAUAUCCCGUGGUUUAUUACACCUAAAUUAAAAUAUUUACGCACAUGUUUAGGAAAGGAGGUGAUAUUGUACAUUUACAUUCCCGGGUCGAUCAUGCUGUUGUACAAUAUAUUUAUUUGUAUUGUAUUGAUACCAAAGGCUUACAAGGGAUUUUUGGGGGGUCUUCCGAUGACUUACAAUGACGCGAUCAAAUACGAUGUUUUAAGUUUAUCGCAAAACAUGAAACUAUUGACGUUCAUGACGAUUUCGGAGGCUGCGAAUGCAUAUAGUCUGUCGGUUAUGAAGCUGUUCGGAAUUGUAUCUACUAAUAAAUGGCUGCUAGGAGUCGUCAUAAUAAUUAUAUUUGUACGCGGAAGUUAUGCUAAACGAAAAAGCCCUGCAACUCCUGUUAACCAGAAUAUUAGCAGCGUGAGAGAGAUGCAAUGAAACCAGCAAUACGUAAAGUUAAAAAAUGA